Hipposideros armiger (great roundleaf bat) is the source of this 2722-nucleotide messenger RNA. RefSeq names its product nibrin (gene NBN). Gene Ontology annotation, molecular function: damaged DNA binding; protein binding. Gene Ontology annotation, biological process: mitotic G2 DNA damage checkpoint signaling; telomere maintenance; double-strand break repair via homologous recombination. The record is from RefSeq and is a predicted model, not a curated record. The transcript is spliced from 16 exons. Lineage: Eukaryota; Metazoa; Chordata; Mammalia; Chiroptera; Hipposideridae. Bases 218 to 2569 code for a protein of 783 amino acids. Gene Ontology annotation, cellular component: Mre11 complex; nucleus.
GGUUGUGAGGGCUGGAGCUUCGGGCCAGUCGGGUCCGCGGGCUCCCCGAGGUGGGCCGGGCUCCCCGAAGUGGGCCCGACUCCCGGCCUCUGCGGGGCGGCAGCCCGCCGAGGGAGUGGCGGGAGUCGGCUGUGACACGUCGCGUGUCCAACUUGGAGGAGAGACAGCAUGUUACGCUGGUGACGCCAGGGGUUUGCUGUAUGAAGGAGCUAAGGUGAUGCCGGUGAACGGUAUCCCGGCGAGCGUCCUUUCAAGUCCGGUUCUGAACCAGCAUGACCGGAAAAGCAGGCGUUUUCUUUGCGCAGCCCCGGCGGUGGGAACGGUCAGCUGGCGGGCGCCGGAACCCUACAGACUCUUGACGGGCGCUGAGUACGUUGUCGGAAGAAAAAACUGUGGCAUUCUAAUUGAAAAGGAUCAGUCAAUCAGCCGGAAUCAUGCUGUGUUAACUGCUAACUUCUCGGUAACCAACCUGAGUCAAUCAGAUGAAAUCCCUAUAUUGACAAUAAAAGAUAAUUCUAAGUAUGGUACCUUUGUUAAUGAGGAAAAAAUGCAGACUGGCCUUACCCGAACUUUGAAUACAGGAGAUAGAAUUACUUUUGGAGUGUUUGAAAGUAAAUUCAGAGUAGAGUAUGAGCCUUUGGUUGCAUGCUCUUCUUGCUUAGAUGUCUCUGGGAAAACCGCUUUAAAUCAAGCAAUAUUACAACUUGGAGGACUUACUGUAAACAAUUGGACAGAAGGAUGCACUCACCUUGUCAUGGUAUCAGUUAAAGUUACCAUUAAAACAAUAUGUGCACUCAUUUGUGGACGUCCGAUUGUAAAGCCGGAAUAUUUUACUGAAUUUCUUAAAGCAGUCCAGUCCAAGAGACAGCUUCCACCACUUGAAAGUUUUUACCCACCUAUUGAUGAACCAGCUAUUGGGAGUGAAAAUAUUGACCUGUCAGAACGACAGGAAAGAAAACAGAUCUUCAGAGGGAAAACAUUUGUAUUCCUGAAUGCCAAGCAGCAUAAAAAAUUGAGUUCAGCAGUUGUUUUUGGAGGAGGAAAUACUAGGUUGAUAACAGAAGAAAAUGAAGAAGAAAAUAGUUUUUUUUCAGCUCCUGGAACUUGUGUUGUUGAUGUAGGAAUAACAAAUUCACAGGCCUUCGUUUCUGACUCUCAGAAAAAAUGGGUUCAUUCAAUUAUGGAUAUGCUCCAAAGGCAGGGUCUCAGACCUAUUCCUGAAGCAGAAAUUGGAUUGGCAGUUAUUUUCAUGACUACAGAGAAUUACUGUGAUCCUCAGGCCCAGCCCAGUCCAGGAUUGAAGGCGAAGACUCCAGGGCUGAGCCUUUCCCAGGGCCUGUCUGUCCAAGAACAGCCAAUGCCAAGCGUCCCAGUGAACACUCUGCCCUGUGUAGCUGACACCGAGUCAGAGCAAGCAGACACUGGAAUGGAUUUGAGUGAAAGGCGAAAAGAAACAAAGAUCUCCAGAAUGGAACAAAGAUUCGGAGUGUCUUCACAGGACACAUCCACUGUGAAGGAACCCCCGAAAAUAGGCUCCAGUAAUAAUACUUUAGUAUCAAAUACUCUGGUUAGGAUGAAAAUCCCAAACUGUCAGCUCUCACCAGCCAAGUCCCCAGGUGUAAACAGAAGUAGAGAGGCUUCCCAGCAGCCGCAGACCAACUCCAUCAAAAACUACUUCCAGCCAUGCACCAAAAAAAGGGAAAGAGAUGAAGAAAGUCAAGAAAUUUCUUCAUCUAAAUCAGCAAGAACAGAAAUGGAAAUGUCGUGCUCUGUUUUGGAACAGACACAGCCUGCUGCACUGACGGCCUGGAAAACUGAGGCACAGCAUGUAGCUCAUGAUGAGCCUGUGGGGGGAAUCCCGCGUAACGGACUUACAGACAGAGACCUAAAACCCACUGUGAACAGCUCUGCCAGUAAGUCUCUUUCUACAGAAAAACCAAGAUCAGGGAAAAGAAAAACCGAUGAUGAAGCCAUAGAAAAUGAAGUAUUGGAACAGUUAUUCAAGAACACAAAACCAGAGUUAGAAAUUGAAGUGAAAGUUCAAAAACAAGAGGAAGAUGCCAGUAUUAGAAAAAGGCCAAGAUUGGAUAGAGAAACAAAUGGCUCUUUUAAUGAUGACAGAAUAUUAGAAAGUAACAAAAUAACUCAAGAAAAUGAAAUUGAAAAGAAAUGUGAGCUCAAGAAAGAAUUACCAUGGUCAACUGAAGAAGAACCAUCUAACAAUGCCAGGCUUCAGGAUGAUGGUGAGAAGCUGCCAAGGAAGGUGUUACUGACAGAAUUUAGAUCACUGGUGAUUAGUAACUCUGCCUCCAGAAACACAUCUAGUGUAAAUGAUGGUUAUGGUCAAGUGAAGAAUUUCAAGAAAUUCAGAAAGGUCACAUUUCCUGGAGCAGGAAAACUUCCACAGAUCAUCGGAGGCUCAGAUCUAAUAGCUCAUCAUGCUAUGAAGAAUACGGAAUUAGAAGAGUGGUUAAGGCAGGAAAUGGAGGUGCAAAACCAACAUGCAAAAGAAGAGUCUCUUGCUGAUGAUCUCUUCAGAUACAAUCCUAAUGUAAAAAAGAGAAGAUAACUGAGAAUUUUAUAAAGAAGCCAUGGAAAACCAUUUCCUAUCCAGCAUUUACUUCAUUUCCUCUGCGAUACCUACAUUUAUAUAGAAGGGAUGGGACAUAAGUUACAAAUAUUCUGUGGCCUGAAUUUGUUAAAUAAAAUGCACAAAACUCCA